AUUUGUACCUGCUCUUACACAUGAGAGAAAAGAACCUGGAAACAGUUGAACACAGUUGGAUCGUGCCACGAGACGCAUCUCUCUGAACAAGUGAUCAAAAUCUGUGAAAGGACCUGGGGAGCUCUUCGUCUUCUGUGACAGCAACAUGCUCGCUAAAUUAUUCCAUAAGUUCUCUUCUCCACAGCAGAGUGAGCCGCGGGAAACUCCUAAGCUACCAGCACGAAUAGCUAUUCACUAUGGAAUUCCAGCCACCGCAUCUAUCAUGGCUUUUGACCCUAUUCAACAGCUCUUAGCUAUUGGGACAUCGUGAGUAUGGAGCUUAAUUCAACGCAAUAUUAUUGUGUAUAAAGGCACAUAGAUAUACAUCAUCAGUAAGGAGAUUGCUAACACAUGGAUGAGCAAGAAGAGAUGGUAGGAUUAAAGUUGUUGGAGGGAACAAUAUUGAAGGCCUUCUUGUAUCUCCUAAGACACAGUCUUUCAAGAAUUUAGAGUUUUUAGAAAACCAAGGCUUCAUAGUUAGCAUCUCGAAUGAAAACGAAAUUCAGGUCUGGGAUCUGGAGAACAAACACUUGUCUUCUACAUUAAAGUGGGAGUCAAACAUAACCGCAUUCUCUGUUAUAUAUGGCACUCAUUACAUGUUUGUAGGGGAUGAAUAUGGUUAUAUGUCUGUACUGAAAUAUGAUGCUGAGAAAAGACAUGUUGUACAAUUGCCAUAUUAUGUUCCUCCAAAUCUUGCAGCCGAUGUGGAUUUAAUGCCCAGCCAACUAUCAAUUGUUGGGUUGCUUCUCCACCCAUGUUCAUUUGGAAAUAGAGUUCUGAUUGCUUAUGAAAAUGGAUUACUUAUCCUCUGGGACAUUACAGAAGAUAAAGCUGUUCUUGUUAGAGGUCAACAUCAGCAACCAAAGGAAAUUUUUGUUCACACUCAAAUAAGUUUGAACGAAGUACAUGCAAACGUUUCCAAUGACCAUGACCAAGCAGAGAAAGAAAUAAGUUCCAUUUGUUGGUUGUCCUCUGAUGGAUCAAUUGUUGCCAUAGGCUACGUAGAUGGAGACAUUUUCCUAUGGAACUUAUCUGUGCCAGACUAUUGUGAUGGUCACAAGGCUGAAAAUCAGUCUGAUAGUGUUGUUAACUUGCAACUAUCAACUGGAGAUAGAAGGCUUCCUGUAAUUCUUUUGCGUUGCUCUGCUAACAAAUCGCACACCAGUUCUGAAUGCAACCUUUAUGUCUAUGGUGGUGGUGAAAUUGGAUCUGAAGAAGUUUUGACGAUCCUUAAACUUGAUUGGUCAUCUGGGCUCACAGAAUUGAAAUGCACUGAUAGAGUAGACCUUAAACUUCAUGGAUCAUUUGGAGAUAUUAUUACAGUACCAAUUGUUUGCGAUGUGGAAAGAAGUGAUCUUAAUUCCUUUUUCGUACUGACAAACCCUGGACAGUUGCAUUUUUAUGAGAACACCUGCUUGUCUACCUUGAAAUCUGAGCAAGAGAACAAUCAUUAUGCUGACAGCAUUCCUUAUCCAGUAGAAAUACCCACUCUCAAACCAUACAUGACUGUGGCAAAGUCAUGUUUUCUGGAUAGGAAAUAUAACUUCCCAGGCAGUUUCUCAAAGACUAAGAUUGGAAAGGAAUCAAAGUGGCCUCUAACUGGUGGCCAUGCUCAAUUGUCUUUAACUGAAGAUAAUGGUGUUGAGAGAGUAUACAUAGCAGGACAUAACGAUGGAUGUGUCCGAAUAUGGGAUGCCACGUACCCAGUUUUGUCACUUAUGUUUGUUAUCUCAUCUGAGGUGAAGGGCAUGGAGAGCAUUAGUACUAGUGCAGCAGUAACAGCUCUAGACUUUUCCACUAAUUCAUUGAGUGUUGCUAUUGGAAAUGAAUCUGGCCAAGUUCACUAUUACAUGCUUGGCACCGGCUCUGGCUCUGAGAAAACAAUAUUGCACUUGAUCACUGAAACCAAAACUGAAGUUCCCCUUUCCCCAAGUGGUGCUGGGUAUCAAUGCACCGCUAUCUUUUCGCUUGUCAGUUCCCCAGUAUGCAUCCUGCAGUACAUUGCAUCAGGAUCCAAACUGGUUGUGGGGUUUGAAAGCAGCCAGGUUGCUCUGCUUGAUGUUGGUUCACCAUCAGUUUUGUUUCUUUUGGACAGUCUUUCUAGCUCAAGAUCUCCGGUCAGCUCUCUUUCUGUUAAGGCACCUUUGGGUAUUCAUCAAAGCACUGUGAACCCGGAAGGUGGAACAUCAUAUGAAAGUGGGAAAGAACUUGCUUUGUUCUUGACCAGAGAUGGACACAUUAUUUUAAUGGAUAUCAGCACCGGCAAUGUAAUCAAUACUCAGCCAGUGCAUCUUGAGAAAGUGACAACAUCAGUCUCUUUACAUAUUAUAGAGAGCAGCACUACAUCUUUUGAUGAAGGGUCUGACAAACACCCUUUGUUCAAGGAUAUUGAAAGUAAAGAUCAGUCAGCACAAUCUGGUCACGAUGAACAAAACAAUUACACAGAUCCCAACAAUCAUGUGAAGCCUUCUCAAUUACAGAAUAUUACUGAUUCUCAGAUUUUGGUUUGUUGCGAGGAUAUUAUUUAUUUGCUCUCUUUAAAGUGUGUUCUCCAGGGUAAUAACAUUACUCUCCAUGAAGUGAAUCUUGAUAAACCUUGUUGUUGGACUGCUUUGUUCAAGAGUGAUGAUGGAGAAUCUGGGUUGAUCAUUGUAUACCGAACAGGAGAUAUUGAAAUUCGAUCUUUGCCGGAUUUUAAGUUGCUGGGAGACACAUCACUAAUGUCAGUACUUAGAUGGAAUUUCGGAACAAAUAUGGAUAAGACGAUGAGUUCUCCCGGCAAAGGGAUUAUUUCACUGGUCAAUGAGUGUGAAUUUGCCAUUUUAUCACUGUACUCUGAAAAUGAUUUCUGGAUUCCGGAGCUAUUGCCUUGUUUUCAUGAUAAAGUCCUUGCAGCUAAAAUGAAUGCACCUUUAUGUCUAACCCAAAAUGAAGAGAAUAAAAAGUCUACUGUCAACAGCAUGCUUGCUGGUAUCUUAAAGGGUUUGAAAGGGGGAAAAGGAGAGCAGGUUAUUGACUACUCUACUGAACCUCGGGAAAAAUAUAUUGCACAUCUAGAGAGCAUAUAUUCUAGGUUCCCUUUCUCUGACCCUCUUACAGAUGUCAUGGAAGACGAAGGAGAGUUAGCACUAAACAUAGAUAAUAUUGAGAUUGAUGAACCCAUUCUCACAACAUCAUCAUCUCAUCAUAACAAUAAAUCCAAACAAGAAAAUGAAGAGAGAGAUAAGCUAUGUGAAGGUGGGUCAAUUGAUACUAAACCAAGACUCAGAACACGUGAAGAGAUCAUCGCCAAGUAUAGAAACAAAGGGGGUGCCACCUCUGCUGCAGCAGAAGCAAGAAACAAGCUUGUUGAGCGAGGGGAAAAACUUGAGCAACUAAGUGAGCGAACUGCAGAACUUCAAAGUGGGGCUGAAAACUUUGCUUCAAUGGCACAAGAGCUGGCCAAGUCAAUGGAGAAGCGCAAAUGGUGGAAACUCUAAGCUUUCCAAAUUCAUGUAGUACAGGCCACAGCUUAAACAAAUCUGUUGCAAAUCAGCAAGUCUUCCAAGUUCCAACGUAAUAACAUAUGCUGCUUUGUUUUGAUUAACUCGUCCUACUGAGCUUCAUACAGAGAUUAUGCUCUUGAGCAGUAAGAGAACGUUUGUUUGGUAGCAAAACAAUGUCUUCACCUGCUCAUAAUGCUAAUCAUCAGACUCUAAAAAAAAUGCUAAUUAUCAGAGUAAACAUAAUAACUAAUACUCAAAACACUUUUCAUUUACUCUCUCCGUUCCAUUUUACCUUUCUUACUUUCCUUUUUGGGUUGUCCCAAAAUAAGU
Molecule: messenger RNA, 3854 nt
Organism: Cuscuta epithymum
Lineage: Eukaryota; Viridiplantae; Streptophyta; Magnoliopsida; Solanales; Convolvulaceae
Source: the annotation of a GenBank genome assembly